AUGGCAGACCAGCUACUCGAUCAGCUCCGUGACGUCGUUGAGGGCAAGAUUGAUUUCGAAGGUCAGAAACUGGCUGAGCGUAUCGUCAAUUUCGCGUUGAGUCUUGUUGGGGCGAUCGCUUUCCUUGCCGGUUGGCUACUACAGGACAUCAAAUUGGCCGUCUAUCUCGGCCUUGUUGGCACCGCAGCGGUCUUUCUUAUCGUCGUCCCUCCCUGGCCUUUCUUCAACAAGAACCCCAUCAACUGGCUGCCAGUCGCCGUAGUCGCACCUCCAGUAAACUUAGUGAUCGACGAGAAAAUGCUGAAGUAG
Molecule: messenger RNA, 309 nt
Organism: Thermochaetoides thermophila DSM 1495
Lineage: Eukaryota; Fungi; Ascomycota; Sordariomycetes; Sordariales; Chaetomiaceae
Product: signal peptidase-like protein
Exons: 3
Coding region: 1-309 (102 amino acids)
Biological process (GO): protein targeting to ER
Cellular component (GO): endoplasmic reticulum membrane; signal peptidase complex
Source: RefSeq, a predicted model, not a curated record